AUGUUGUGCCCUGUGCCCCAACGCCGUCUUUUUGCAGAUGAAUUAUGUAUUCAAGUCAUCGAUGAUGGCACCGCCGAGCCCGAGGAGGCCAAAGAUAUUCUCAUGGAAAACGCGACUCGGCAAGUCGUAAUAGUCAAAAAGCCAGAAUCGGGAUUUGGUUUGUCAAUCAAAGGAGGAUCAGAAAAUGCACAGAACAUGCCUAUUGUCAUCUCCAAAAUUUUCAAGGGAUUGCCGGCUGACGAAUGCGGCGAGUUGUUUAUUGGGGAUGCUAUCGUAGAAGUUAAUGGAAUAUCCAUAGAAGGCCAAAGCCAUGAUGAAGUGGUAAACAUGUUAAAGUCAAGCGGAGACCAAGUGACUCUGGGUGUCCGCCAUUUCACCCACAUGACUCCCUUUUUAAAACCAGCACAAUCACUCCAACCUGAUAGCACUUUGGAUCAGUUGUUCGAUGGGAGAAGUACAAGGAGCAACAAAGCCCAGUCGGAGUCUCGAUUUUCUGAUUCGAAAUGGCAGCAGCAUAUUGAUGGACGCGAGAAGAAAUGGAAAACAUUGACUUCCUUGCCAUUGGCAAUGGCAUAUGUCACCAGAUACCUUUGGGGAACUGACAAUAUCAGAUCCAACUCGUUUGAAGUCCGAGCUGUGGAUGGGAGGUCUUCUGGAAUUGUUCAUUGUGAGGAUACCUCUGCGUUGGAACAGUGGAUUGCACAUAUUAGCAAACAUAUCUUGUCGUUGAAUCAUAAAAGCAUCAAGAUGAGCAAUAAGUAUCUGCACCAGAGUGAGCAGAUUAGUUACAUUGGAUGGGUAAAUGAAUAUCUCAACGACGAUGACCAAGAAGAGUUGAAAAUCCGCUGGCAACCUCGUUUCUUGAUUCUCAAAGGCAGUGACGUCUGUUUCUUCGAUGUUCCACCACUUAACUCCGAAGACCUCAAUAAAUGCGUCUACUUGUACAAAUGCUAUGAUGUUGCUGUAAAACAAGUACCCAAUACGAGUCCCAGACGAGACAAGAGAGACAACUGCUUCCUGAUUGAAACUCCUAUUCAAAUCCCAAACCACUAUUUGUCAUUUGAAUCUCCAUCUGGUUUUGAACUAUUCGAGCAGGCUUAUUAUCGUACUGUUUACAAUACUGUUUCACAGAUGCAGUCCCGAACCUUUGCCUGCAACUUCGAAGGAAGACCAAGCGGAAUUGUUUUUGACAUCAAACAAGGAAUCAGCCUGUAUGAUAUUCCUACAAAGAGCUACAUCUGGCAAUACCGCUUUAGAGAUCUGCAAGCUGUUGCGGAUGAUGGAAAGCUUUGUGUGCAACUAUCGUUUUCGGAUGACCGCUCGUUGAACUCUGACAAAAUUGAAGUGAAAGAUAUCGAGUGUGAAGACGUGGUCACCGUGGUGUUCAACCUUCAUUCGUUUGUCUUGGCCAAAAUUGUCUCAACUGAUCCAGAUUAUUUGAAAUCAAACAGAUAUGUUGGAAAUGCUGAAGACUAA
Molecule: messenger RNA, 1476 nt
Organism: Caenorhabditis remanei
Lineage: Eukaryota; Metazoa; Nematoda; Chromadorea; Rhabditida; Rhabditidae
Exons: 13
Coding region: 1-1476 (491 amino acids)
Cellular component (GO): intracellular anatomical structure; dystrophin-associated glycoprotein complex
Molecular function (GO): protein binding; structural molecule activity
Source: RefSeq, a predicted model, not a curated record